CCAGAUGGAUUUUUGUAAUGGACACACUUGGGCAGAUUGUUGCUACGGAGCAGUUAUUACCUUCCUUACCAUAAGCAAACUUCGCAUUCCAAACCCGCUCGCUCCUUCCCGUGUGGAAUAUCCCCAAGGUGGCCACAGGAACUUGCCGCCUUCAAUCCAACUCGAAAGCAUGGUGAUCCCGAGAGAUGACCAGCCAAACCAGGUAGAUGAUGACAAGAAGAACGUGUUCCGGUUCGCCAUGAAGAGUAACUGGGAACAAGUAUUGGACAUAUGCACAAAGAAUCCGUCGAUCCAACGGGAAAAGAUCACCAGCUCAGAGGACACUCUAUUGCAUAUAGCGGUCACGGAUGAUCAGAUGGACUUCGUCAAAGAGCUUUUGAAAGAGGUGACUAGCGUGAAAAUCCUAGCGAUGCAGAAUGAGAUGGGAAACACUCCACUCCACUUAGCAGCAGCAAUGGGGAAGGUGGGCAUGUGCACAUGCAUGGUGGACAAAUACCGGCAAUUGAUCAAGAACGGCCACGAGGAAGGGGAGACACCACACUAUGAUCAACAGGCCGUAGCCAUCAGUCGAAUCGGGAUCCACAAGGAAGGGGAGACACCACACUAUGAUCAACAGGCCGUAGCCAUCAGUCGAAUCGGGAUCCACAACAAGGAACUGGAGGCGCCUCACCAUGAUGAGCAGACCAAAUCCAUUAAUCUACUUAACGUCCGUAAUAAUGAAGGGGAGACGCCACUCUUCGUGGCCGCUCUAUAUGGUAAAAAGGAAGCAUUUCUCUACCUGUAUUCUCAGUGUCCUCCUGAAAUGGUCAGGGACUAUUGGAGGAGGACUGAUGGUAAUAGCAUUCUCCAUGUGGCCAUUUCUGGGGAAUACUUCGGUUUGGCCUUCGAUAUGCUGAAAAGGUGCGAAAAUAAAAGACACGAUCUUACUAACUCAGUGAACGAGAGAGGGCACUCGCCUCUCCAUGUUCUAGCAAGUAAUCCUUCGGCUUUCAAAAGUGGUAGUCACCUAGGCAGACUUGAGACAAUAAUCUACAAUUGUAUUGUGGUUGAGCCUCUCAAAGAGACAGACCUUAAAAGUGCCUUAAAAGAAGCAAAUCGAAGGGAGGUUGAAUCUCAAAAGGAACCCGUCCGUGUGCUGCCCGAGAACUACAGGGUCUGGAUGGACUUCUUCACGGUGGUGCGGAUGGUAUUUAAUUACAUAGUUGUCCAGCUAUGGCGCCCAUGGCAUCUGACGCAAGGAAAGAACCCACUUGAUGCAGAGAACCCACAACCUGAGACAUCUGCAUCCACAAGUUCUCAUGGGGAUGGAGGCCAAAGCCAUCAAAGCAGCCAAGAGAGAAGUUACAAUGCACAGGAACAACCAUUUCCGAGUAAUUAUGAAACGUGCUAUGAUUUCUUUGAGCUUGCAAUAAUGGCCUUACAAGUGGUUGGAUUUGGGUACAUAAGAAUGCAGAAAAUUAAAGAGAAGAAACGAAAACAUACUUGGGCAGUUCAAAUAAUGAACGAACUUGUCCAGCAAGCUUCAUCAUGGGAGUAUAAUGCUUGGAGUAAACCACAAGAAUCAAGUGUUCUGAAUAUGCAAGAUAUCAUUGAUCGGCCUCCAGUGGACGAUACAGUGGAAGAAAAGAAGGAUACCGGAAGCCCAAAUUCGUCUCACCAGGCCCACGAUGAAAAAGGGGACGGAGGCAACAUGACCGAAUUUUUAAAUAAAAUCCUCAACAUCCCUCCACAAUCAGAGAAGGGGAAAAAAUAUGACGACAAGAAUACAAUACAAAUGACAAUGGAAAAUAAACAACCACAUAUGUACAGUCUUAUAAUGGAAAUGAAGAAGGAGAACCAAGAUGAUGGAGGUAAGAAGGAGUCUCCAUUAUUAAUUGCAGCAAAGAUGGGAGUGAAGGAGAUGGUAGGGAAAAUUCUAGAUGCUUUCCCAGUAGCGAUUCAAGAUGCGGAUCGAGAUGGUAAGAAUGUAGUGCUCUUGGCAGUGGAGUACAGGCAACCCCAUGUAUACCAGUUAUUGUUGAGCUUCGAAUCUGCUUCCAAGGAUAGUGUCUUUCAGAAAGUAGACAAAGAAGGGAACAGUGCCUUACACUUGGCAGCAACGCUAGGCCAGAGUAAGCCCUGGCGCAUCCCAGGUGCUGCUCUACAAAUGCAAUGGGAGAUAAAAUGGUACCAGUAUGUGAAGCAAUCUAUGAAACGACAUUUCUUCAUACACCGCAAUAACAAAGGCCGGACAGCUAAGGAGGUGUUCACCGAAACACAUGAAGAUUUGGUUAAAGAUGGCGGUACAUGGCUAACCAAUACAUCUCAAUCAUGCUCAGUUGUCGCAGCACUAAUUGCAACGGUGGCUUUUGCCACAGCGACAACAGUUCCGGGAGGUGUUCAACAAGAAACAGGAACCCCAACACUUGAAGGCAAGCCUGCAUUUGAGGUAUUUGCCGUCACGUCACUUAUUGCACUGUGCUGCUCCGUGACAUCCCUAACUAUGUUCCUCGCCAUUCUUACUUCUCGCUACCAAGAAGCUGAUUUCCGUCGCAGUCUACCAGUGAAGCUGAUUUUUGGUCUUAGUACUCUCUUCAUCUCAAUUGCUUCCAUUUUGGUUUCCUUCUGUGCUGGCCACUUCUUUGUCCUCGAAAACCAGAUCAGGUAUGCAGCCUUCCCUGUGUACGCUGUCACUUGCUUACCCAUAACAUUUUUUGCAGCGGCGCAAUUACCACUCUACGCGGAUCUUAUAAGAUCUUACAUAGCAGUGGUGCCACAGCGGACGUCUGAGAUGACUUCUCUCUAAUUUUCUGUUUGCUACAUACGCUUUCCGCUGAUAUGUUUCGCUUUUGUGCACUUUAGUUGGGUUGUUGUUGUUCGUAACAGACAGUUCUUGGAUUUGCUUCAUGACUUCUUAUUUUGGGGAUUGUUUCAAGUUCUUUAUUGGGUUUGUAUGGAGUUUUCUAUUUGGGGAUUGUUUCUAGUUUUUUUCUUGUGUUUCUUUGGAGUUUUCUAUAAGUUUUUUCUUGUGUUUGUAUGGACUUUUAGGAUGAGAUUGAUAUGGUUUUAUGGUUGGUGAUAAUUUAAUAUAAUGAUUAUUUCCA
Molecule: messenger RNA, 3083 nt
Organism: Magnolia sinica
Lineage: Eukaryota; Viridiplantae; Streptophyta; Magnoliopsida; Magnoliales; Magnoliaceae
Exons: 9
Coding region: 5-2785 (926 amino acids)
Molecular function (GO): protein binding
Source: RefSeq, a predicted model, not a curated record